AGGAACAGUUAAUUCAUCUAAGAGUAAAUCGUCAUUUUUAUUUGGAUGACGGUGGCUUAGACUCAGAUCAGAAUGACUAUUGUUCACCAUUGGAACCUUCAUUGCUACGCCUAACAUGACAUGGAGGACGCAGUUAGUCGCAGUUCACUGGAAUCCUCGUCUACUGGCGACGAUUAUGUUGUUGUCAAUGGGGAACCCAAACUGAAAAUAACUGGUGACAUCAAUGACCUGAACAUGGAGAUAUCAGUUGACAGUCCCCCAGACCAGAUGACAUCUACUCUAACUUCCAGUGAAUCUUUGUCAACGGAAAACCGGUUGGGGGAUAGUGAUAAAGGUGACCAUGUCCUUCCAAGCAGUCAGUCAGCAGAUGUCAUCACUGCUCCUGCAGCUCGGGAGAGAUCAACGUCCUUGCCCGCCUCACCUUUCCAAGGUGAAACUGUAUUUAAUGGAGUUACCUACCUUGGCUGUGCCCUUGUCAAUGCACCAAGGAGUGAGGUUGAGAUCUACCGCAACAUGGCCAUUCUGAACGACCAGUUACAGAUGGCCAUUCCUAUUAUUCUGUCUGUUCCAAGUACAUCUCAUGGAGUUGUCAGACCUGAUGGAUGUGUUAGAAUACUUGAUCCAACUACCAACACUGACAUUGCCACAUACAAGAUCCACCGUAUCCUAUUCUGUGCCAGGGGGCCAGCAGACAGCAAUGAGAGACUUUGCUUUGCAUUUACCUGUAGCCAUGGUGACUCUGCAGAAUCUGCAAUUUUCCAGUGUCAUGUCUUUCGGUGUGAACUAGCAGAAGCGGUCGCAAAGAUUCUCUACUCCUUUGCUACCACGUUUCGCAGAGUACCCAAGAACACAAGGUUGUCCACCAAUAGCAUAGCAGAAACAGAGCAAACUGCCAUCUUUACAGUCUCUUUGGAAAUUAAAGAGGAUGACGGGAAGGGAAACUAUUCCUAUUGCCCCAAGGACAAGAAUAUGUUCAAGCUGCGCUGUAAUAGUGAAAAGAACAUCAUGAUUAGUGUUAGUCAAACAGGGACCAGGGAACUCCAAAUUGAGAGAUGUUUUGGACUUUUGAUAUCACCAGGCAGAAAUGUCAAGCAUGGGGAUAUGCAUCUUAUUGAAAUGAACUCUAUGGGUUACGCUGGAGAUGGGAAAUCUUACUCUAUAUCUGGUAAUUGGGACCCAACAGAAAAAUGCUUUGCAGUACUCAACACAGAAACACCAAAAGAUACCCGUGUAUUCCUCACUAUUGCUGUGGAUUUAGUUAUUCAUGGAAUUCAAGAGCCUGUACGAUUUGCGAUGGAAACUAAAGCCAAAAUCUUUCCCCUGACGGAAAGAUUUUGGUAUUUCACCAGAAAGCCACAUCAGGAGCAGUUCCACGUGAAGCUGAGACCGUCUGAGUUGGAGAGUCCAGAUGCAGAUAUUCAGAUGCUUGAGGUGGUGGGGGUACAGAGUCAGACCGAGAUAGACCGAAAGAAGGCAGGCAUGAGCCUCCAGGGACUGAAUACUUCACGGCAGAUACCUGACGACAUCCAGACACCACAAGAGCCAGAGGAGGAAUCAGAUGGAGAUGAGCCAUUACUCAGUGGCUCUGGUGCCGUCAGUAAGGAGGUGACCGAUGAAAACCUACUGGAUGCCUGGCAUGAUAUGCUUACCAAGUGGCACCAGAACCUUGCCCAACGCCCCAAACAGAUACACCACUUGGUGAGGAAAGGUAUUCCAGAGGCACUCCGUGGUGAAGUUUGGCAACUCCUGGCUGGCUGUCAUGACAACUCUGAACUCCUGGAGGCUUACAGGGUCCUCAUCACUAAGGAGUCGCCCAAUGAAUCUGUGAUACAAAGAGACAUCAACCGAACAUUUCCAGCCCAUGAUUUCUUCAAGGAGACAGGUGGAUUGGGCCAAGACUCCCUCUAUAGGAUCAGUAAGGCCUACUCUGUGUACGAUGAAGAGAUUGGAUAUGUUCAAGGGUUGUCUUUCUUGGCUGCUUCUCUCCUGCUCCAUAUGCCUGAAGAACAAGCAUUUUCUGUUUUGGUGAAGACCUGUUUUGAUUAUGGACUCCGAGAUUUCUUUAAACAGGGAUUUGAGGAGCUGCAUCUCAAAUUUUACCAGCUUGAUCGUCUUAUGGAGGAUCAGCUUUCUGACCUCCAUGACCACUUUGUGGAAAUGAACCUGGAGACCCAUAUGUUUGCAUCACAAUGGUUCCUCACCCUGUUCACUGCCAAGUUUCCUCUUUACAUGGUCUUUCACAUCCUUGACUUGUACCUCUGUGAGGGAAGGGAUAUGGUGUUUAAUGUGGCAUUAGCAUUACUUAAGAAUUCCAGAAAGGAUCUAUUAGCACUAGAUUUUGAAGGAGUAUUAAAAUAUUUCCGUGUGCAUCUGCCAAAGAAAUACCGGACUGAAGAAUCAGCUAAAGAACUCAUGCAAAUGGUCAUUGGCAUUAAGGUGUCAAGUCGUAAACUGAAGAAGUAUGAGAAGGAAUAUAUGGCUAUGAAAGAACAAGAGAUGCAACAAGAAGACCCUGUAGAAAGAUUUGAGCGGGAGAGCAAGCGCCUGUUGGAGGCUAAUAUGCGACUGGAACAGGAAAAUGAUGACCUGGCACAUGAACUUGUGGAGAGUAAGUUGGCCCUGAGGAGUGAACUUGACCAGUACCAGGACCAGUGUGAGGAGCUAACCACAGAUCUGACGGUGACUAAGAAGCUGCUGACAGACACACAGGAGGAGAAACAGAGGCUAGAACAUGAGGCAACACAGGUGAAGGAGAUGUGUCGAAGGGAACUUGACCGUGUUGAAGCAGAAAAUGGCAGAAACUCUGCCAUCAUUUCAGACUAUAAACAGAUUUGUUCUCAGCUGAGUGAGAGGUUAGAGAAACAACAAACGGCCAAUAGAGAGGAGUUAAGUAGGAUAAUGUCUCAGGUGAAAAGCUGUGAUCAGUGUUCAAAAAUGUUCGCUUCUGAUGGGAAAGUUCAGCUUCCAGAACCAAAACUAGACCCUGAUAGUGUAAACCCUAAGAUUGUAGAUCUCCACCGACAAAUUCGGGAGCUUGAACUUGAACUUGCACAAACAAAAUUGGCUCUAGUAGAGUCUGAGUGUAAAACCCAAGACUUAACUCACCAGCUUAACUCAGCUGUCACAGAAAUACAAGCGUCUAAGAACACUUGGUUCCAAAAAACCAUUAAUUCCAUCAAAGUAGCCACCAACCAAGGAAGUAAUAAAAAGGACCAGAAAGAAUGAGUAAACUUGAGUAUAGGUUGUGUAUGUUGAUCUAGGUGUGCUUGUUUAUGAUGUGGAGCAGCAACCUGUUGUUUAGGGUUACACAUUACUGCACUCCGAAGUCGAUGGUUCAUUUGCCAAAACCACAUCUAUAUGUGAUCAAUAUAACCACCAUGUUUUGGAGAAGCCUCUUAAGAUCGUCAUGCUUGAAAUUUCUUUUAUAUUGUAUUGAAGAGCGUAUUUUUUGUUGCAUGAUUAUUAUCUUGACUAAUUAUAAGACUGUUCAGAUGGUAUCGAGUUUAACUGGUCAACACUGGAUACUAGUAUGUAGAAAGCACUAAUACCAUUUGGUUCAAACUGAUUCAGAUGGAAGUCUGAUUGAUUGUGUAAAAUCUUAACUCAGAUAUUGGGUAUAAAUGAGAUUUCAGCUGUCCUUGUGGAACCAAUAACAUUCUUGUGGACGAAAAGACAAGCUACAAAAGUUUCUCUUCCACCUGUUUACAUGGUUGUUCAUAUAGCCAGUAUGUUCAAUCUCAAGAUGUCUGUAUGUCAGUGUUCUUGGUCUAGUCGUUCAUUAUCUCUGAACAAAUGAAAAUUAUAUACGAACAUGUGGUUUGAUUAAAUAAUUUGUCAAGGAUUUGGUCGUGAACUUAAGAAAUUUGGCUAAAAGCUUUGGCAGAAAAUUUCUAUUUUCAACAAAUGUGAUGAAUUGAGUAUAUGUUAUAUAUACUAGGAGUACUUCACUUCUGAUAUGACGCUAGUCCUGAAUUUGUUUGGCAUGUGGUAGAGCAGGUGAAGUUCCACAAAGUUAUAUGUGAUAUUAUUAAAUCUGAUUAUAUGUCAAAACAAGAGAUAAUUAUAAAGUCACAUGGUGGUAAUUAGGAGCAAAAAGCAAGGAACCAAUCUUUUCUCAUGGUGCUAAAGGAGUUACAAAUUUGGUCACAUGUUAGACAGGGUAUUUGUAUUGUCAUGUGUUGGAGGGGAGAUAAAUCUGAUUACAGGGAUGCCUAUCUGGUCUUUCAUUAAUUGGUCUGAACAGGUCUGUUCACAUGAAGUUUAGAGGUCAGCAGAGUGAACAAGUCAUAUGGGGUACAGGAAAGGAUAUGUCAGAGAUGGUUGAACAUUUGCGGUUCAUGGUCGCAUCUUAGUCACGAUAAUUUAACGUCGAAACAGCUGUUGCUGUGCUUCAUCAAAUCAUUCCUUCUCAGUAUGAGGGCAUGAUUAUGCCCAAAGAAUGAAAGUGGUCAGAUUAAUGUAGAACAUUUUUCAGUGCACAAUUUUUGUGUUGACUUACGGAAGGAAAAUAGUAUGUUGUGUGAGAGUACUUCGAGAGAAUAUUGAUAUAAAAAUCCAAUCUAUUAUUUUAAUGAUUGUAUUUAAAUCUGAUAUUACUACCAAGUAAAUAUCUUGUUAAACUUUGCUAUUCUUUUGUGCACAUUUUUGGCUACUGGUGUUUGAAACGGUGUCGUUAUUACAUUAGUAUUAUCUUGCUUGGUCGUCCCAGACUAACAUGUAUGUAAUGAGAUAUAACAGUGAUCACUACUUCAGUAUCCAUCAUUCGGCAUUUUAAUCUGCUUUUGAUUUUCUGUAAUAUAAGUAUGUGUUAUAUAUACGAUGAAAUGUCAUGAUAGUUGAAAUAUGAAACAUUACAUUAAUUCAAACUUUUUAAUUUUCCUUUAUGUAACAAAAAUGUGCACCUGGAAACCAGCAAAUUAAAAUGUGCAAUUUCCAUUGUUUUGACAUGAAUCUAUAAAUAUAUGUAGUCGUUGUGAUGCUUGAAUGAACUAUUGAUAAUGUGUAGUUGUUGUGAUAUGUUGUAUUUUAUCUAUGUUUUUAUGAAGGAGUAGUGCUAGUUAUACUACAGUCAUUGUUAACGGAGACCUAUUUGUAACCAGUACUGAAACCAAGUGGAGUGUAAUCUUGAACUCAGCUCAUGAUUUGCAUUUUUGUUUUUGUUCUUUUUUUUUUUUUUCUUUUCCAUAUAUAUCUUCACUUUGUGCUCACAGAAUCCAUGCUUUGCUUCAAAAUAGUUUCUGAAAAACUUCAGCUUGAUGACUGGUCAGGUAUAUCUAAUUGUAGUACAUGCUAGUGCAAGAGUAGAUUUCUGCAUUUGUGGUAGAUAACCAGUUGUAUGCCUGAUUAUUUAUGUUAUUAUGCCAUCUUUAGAAUAUUUUCCCAUUAUGGUUAAUGUACUGUAAAAGUUGUCAAAUUUUAUGGUUCAAGUUUUCAUGAUUUAAUUACAUGCUUAGAGCAGAAAUGAUGCCACUGGAAUUGUGAAAUCAACCUGACUGCAGUUUUUUUUCUUUUAUUUGCAAUGAAUCAGUUUUCAUGGUUUUAUUUUUUAUCCUUAAAAGUAGAGCAAAAUAGAUACCCAAGAAAGUAACAUUGUUCACAGAGUUUGAAAAUAGAUUUGUUUUUAAAUCUUUAUGCAUUUUAGUUCUUAAAUUGUAUUUUAAUUAAAUUGAAUGCUUUUUGGGAAAGGUAUUUCAGUCCUGGUAUUACAAAAAGGUCUUUGUUGAUAAGAUUGUAGAUUUUUAUUGAAAGAACAAUGCAAAAUGUUGUAAAAAGUCAUUUAGUUAUGCACUGUAUUCAUAUUAUUAAGCUUUGAUGCUGUCACAGCCAUUCAUGACAAUGUCUAAAUAAUUCCAAAGAUUUGUUCAACCUUGUUAAGAUAAUGUUUCAUGAAAUGGAAAGAUUUUUGAAAUCUCUCCUCUUUUUCUUCCCAACUGCAUUCUUUGUAUAAUUUUCCAAACAGAAUUCCUCACAAAUUUUUUCUGUAUUUCCAUAACUGUAACUCAUCUUAAUUCACAUUCACAGUAUUAUCAAAGGCAUAGAAAUGGUGAAAUGACUUUUAUUUCUGAAUUGAUCUAUGAUAUUUAAGAUUAUAUAAAUUCUACUUUAUACUGACUGCCUACAUUGUAUAUGAUCACUUACCUUGGAAAGCAUUGAGAUUGAUUAUAUUCCUUAAAGCUUAAAGUUCCAAGUUGACAAAUAUCUUGUCAAACACAUAUUUAGAUAUGUAGUAUCUCGGAGAACAUUGAAAACAUUGGUUAUCAAUUAUUAUCAUAAAGAGCAGAACUGAAAAGGUGCCAGAUUUUUUUUUUUUUUUUCAUGGUGAAAGUGAUUUACACAGGUUCAGUGAUAUUUUGAAUUCUGAAUACAUCCUUGAUGUUUCCGUAGAAAACAUUUACCAACAACCUAGGUCCAUAUAUAAGCUCUCAUUUAACCUUCCUUGUUCUUUCCCAUCAUGCUACAUUUGUAUAUAUGUAUAGUCUUUAUUUAUUAGAAAUCCUCUGCUGCCAUAGAUAUUGUUAAAUUAUUCAGUGAUGUGAAGAUUUAAUGGUGCGAAGAUUGAGACUGUUAAUUUGAGUUAAGUAACAACAUAGGGACAUUUUGGGUUUUUAUGUACAUGUUAUAAAGUAGUAUUGUUACUAUUACUCAGAGAAAAAAACACUUAUUAAUUACAAUUAAUAAACUUUGUGUAAAAAUUAUCAAAUGCUAAAUAUUCUCACCAGUGCUUUAUGUAUACAGAACUUAAAUAUGAAAGAGUAAAUACAUGUACAUUUACAAAAUAUGAACCUCCGUAAAAAAAUGUGUUGAAAACAAAUAUCCAAGUGUGGAUAUAUAUAAAUGUGAAGUAUUAAGAUUUACAAUUAUUUUCAGAUUUUAGAACAUGACAGUGACAUAUUAGUCAAGGACCUCUUCCCUGUUUUCUUGAUUAGUUUGUUUCAUAAACAUAUAGCAUUCUUUUGUUGUAUGUAAAUUAUUGACAGAUCUAGAUAAUUUCUCUUGCCCGCUGUCUGUCUCUGUGAGGAACACAUGCUGUACAUUCAUAUGAGUAAUAAACACUAGUCAUGCA
Messenger RNA from Ylistrum balloti, 7063 nucleotides. RefSeq names its product rab GTPase-activating protein 1-like. Bases 121 to 3225 code for a protein of 1034 amino acids. NCBI's taxonomy places the organism in Eukaryota, Metazoa, Mollusca, Bivalvia, Pectinida, Pectinidae. The transcript is spliced from 22 exons. The record is from RefSeq and is a predicted model, not a curated record.